Molecule: messenger RNA, 1056 nt
Organism: Papaver somniferum (opium poppy)
Lineage: Eukaryota; Viridiplantae; Streptophyta; Magnoliopsida; Ranunculales; Papaveraceae
Exons: 1
Coding region: 1-1056 (351 amino acids)
Source: RefSeq, a predicted model, not a curated record
AUGUGGAAGGAUGGAAUUAGUUGUGACAUCGUUUCGACUGUUUAUAACAUCAUUCAUGUUGUUGUUAGACUAGACUCUAGUAAGCCUGAAGCAUUGAUAUCUUUUAUGUAUGGUUUAACCUAUUCUGACCCAAAGAAAGAGCAAUGGAAUUUUAUGCGUGAUCUUAGUCAAGAUGUUUUUCAGCCUUGGUUAGUAAUAGAUGAUCUUAAUUUUCAUUUAGAUGGGAAUGAUAAUAGCACUAAUUCUUGGGUUCAUAAUAAAGUUAGGGAUUCAGGUAUUAUGGAUGUUGGUUUUGAAGGAAAAAACUAUACUUGGACUAAUAAUAGUUUUGGGACAGGAAGUAAGAGAGCCAGAAUUGAUUUGGCUCUAGGUAAUAAUGACUGGUUCAUAAAUUUUUCUCAAGCUAAGCUUUUACACUUGAAUUUUAUUGGGUCUGAUCAUUGUCCUAUUCCCUUGAUUACUGAUCCUAUUCCUAGAAAUCUUUGGAGACCUUUCAAGGUUUUUAGUACUUGGAUUAAUCAUGACUCUUUUAGAGCUACUAUGGAUUCUGCUUGGAACUUGAAUGUGCAUGGUAGCCCUGCAUUUCAACUUAAGCUUAAACAACAAAGUGCAAGGCUAACCUUAUCUCAAUGGAAUAAGAUGGAGUUUGGUGAUAUCCACCAGAACAUCAAAAGUAUUCAGAUUCAGCUAGAGAACACUCAAAGUGAUUCUAGUUCUAGUGAAAAAAUUAGUAGAGUGAAAGCUCUUACUAAUGACUUGAAAAAUUGGUACAGUAUCCAAACUGAAUUUUACAAAUUAAAAUCUAGGGAUAAGAAUAUUUCUGACUUGGAUAACAAUACUAGAUAUUUUCACUCUCUUGUGAAUAAAAGGCUGCAUGUCAAUAACAUUAAUAUUAUUUGUGAUUGUGCUGGUACUUGGUAUAGUGACAGGUCUGAUAUUAGUAAUAUUCUCACUGCACAUUUUAAAAAUGUUAGUACUACCUCUAAUCCAUGCUUACCUGAUGAUGCGUUUGAUAUUAUUCCUGCUAUUCUUACUUUGAAGAUAAUGAGUUUUUGA